AUGGCUUCUGCUCCAACGACCGCGCUUCUAUUAGGCAUUUCCGGCCCCAGCUCAUCGGGGAAGACUACUCUGUCUCGUCUUUUGCGUGAUAUAUUACCGCAGAGCUUCAUUCUCCAUUUAGAUGAUUUCUAUCGCAUCGAUUCCGAGAUCCCCGUUCGAGAAGGCGUCCAAGACUGGGACUGCAUUGAGUCUUUGGACCUUGCCGGCUUUCGUGAUGCUCUUUCGUACAUCAAGAAACACGGCUCGUGUCCACCGACGUUGGUUUCAAAAGAGGAUCAAAAUGCCGUCGGUCAGCAUGGAGUGGAUCCCGCCUAUAUUGAAGAGCUAAAGCAACGAGUCCAAGCCCUCGUCACAGACAAGUCGUGGAACCUCCCCAUCGCAAUAAUCGAUGGCUUUUUACUCUUUUCCAACGAAAUGUCCGAUAUAAGGGAUCUUUUCGACGUUCGGCUGUUUCUCAGGACCUCAUACCGCACAGCAAAGGCGCGACGGGAGGCAAGGACCGGCUACGUUACCCUGGAAGGCUUCUGGGAGGACCCCCCGGGAUAUGUAGACCAGAUAGUCUGGCCAAACUACGUAAAAGACCACUCUUUUCUGUUCCAGCAAGGCGAUGUCGAAGGCGAACUGGAUGAGGAUGUGUGCAAACGUGCCGAUAUUCAUGGCAUGCCUAGGGAAGCAGAGGCGAGCAUGAAGCACUGUCUGGAGUGGGCGCUUCAGAAUAUCGAAAGAGCUAUGGGCAAAGAAAAGUAGACAACGAUAUUGUUAUCUUGCUGAUCAGCACAGGCGCCCUCUCCCAGUGGACGUGUCUAGGUUAGUAAUAGUAUGAUCGCACACAGAUGCUGCUUAACCAACAAAUACGAUUCUAAGAUAAAGCUCGAGCUGUAUAUGAGGCUAGAAAUACAUACAAUUAGCUUUAAGCUUGGGGU
Molecule: messenger RNA, 923 nt
Organism: Mytilinidion resinicola
Lineage: Eukaryota; Fungi; Ascomycota; Dothideomycetes; Mytilinidiales; Mytilinidiaceae
Product: P-loop containing nucleoside triphosphate hydrolase protein
Exons: 2
Coding region: 1-747 (248 amino acids)
Cellular component (GO): cytoplasm
Source: RefSeq, a predicted model, not a curated record